Molecule: messenger RNA, 8298 nt
Organism: Oncorhynchus nerka (sockeye salmon)
Lineage: Eukaryota; Metazoa; Chordata; Actinopteri; Salmoniformes; Salmonidae
Product: rap guanine nucleotide exchange factor 2
Exons: 32
Coding region: 598-5625 (1675 amino acids)
Biological process (GO): small GTPase-mediated signal transduction
Molecular function (GO): protein binding; guanyl-nucleotide exchange factor activity
Source: RefSeq, a predicted model, not a curated record
UCAGUCACCAUGGUGGCAUACAGCAAAAAGCUGUGGCGGCGGACCCAUCGUCACUUUUAAACCCAUCAUAAUGAUUUUUUAAAGGUUGCCUUUGUACAUGUAGCCUAUACAUUUAUUAUUUUAAAAAAUGGACAACCGGUUAUUGUCAGGAUAGAUUAGUAGAUUGCUAUUUUAUUUGAAGGCGGAUACAUUGAAUUGUGGCAAAAUCAAGAAUGCUGAAGAUACAUAUAUUUGCUUUUAGCGUCGGCUUAGAUAAAGGAACAGUUCUUCCAUAAUACAACUGUAUAGCGACACGUCUACUGGGACUUGGAUUCAGGAUUCUUCGAGCCGCACCUUAAUAGCAAGUUUUUUUGGGGGGGGAUCGGUGGCAGCCUUUUGAUAUCGGUUUGGGGACAGAAGAAACCCCUAGGCUCACAUUGUGGCCUGGCCAUUGUGGCCUGGGACUGAUACAUUUCCGAUCUUUCGACCACUGGAGUUCUCUUAUUAGUGGAUAACAGACUGACUGUGGCUUGGUCUGUGAAUAUCCAGUCCGCGAAAAUUUGCACAUUGUCAACAUUCUAAACAAUUUAAUUAUUUGAAAUUCGGGUCUUCAAAACAAUGGCGUCUUAUGUCGAUAACAGCUUUCGUCAAGCUGUGAUGAUGAAUCCGGCAGAAAGAACGCAACAGGACCUGGAGAUAGUCUACUCCUAUCUUCACGGGAUGGAGGCCCUUUCUAACCUCCGAGAACACCAGCUGAGGAUAAUAUGUGAGACAGUGCGCUAUGAAAGACACGAAGCCAAUGAAGUGCUCUACUACCCGGAUGACGUUGGAAGCUGCUGGUUUAUUCUACUGUCCGGGUCCGUCUUCAUCAAGGAGUCCAUGUUCCUGCCAAGAAGCAGUUUUGGAAAGCGUUCUGCAGGGAGCCUGAGACGCGGAUGCGAGUGCAUCGUUCUGGAACCUUCCGAGAUGAUUGUGGUGGACUAUAUGGACCAAAAUGAGGAGUACUUCCAGCGGCAAGCAUCGCACCGACAGUCCCGCCGGAGGUUCCGCAAGAUCAACCAGAAGGGUGAGCGGCAGACCAUCAUCGACACGGUGGACCCGUACCCCACCGGCAAGCCGCCCAUAGCCAGGGGAUACCACACGGAAUGCAUUAAAGCUCAGCUCCCCGCGGACUUCAGUCGACUCCACCUGGCCGACGGCUUGCACCCACAGGUGACCCACGUUUCUUCCAGCCACUCAGGAUGUAGUAUCACCAGCGACUCUGGAAGCAGCAGCCUGUCAGACAUAUACCAGGCCACGGAGAACGAGCCGGGCGACAUGGACCUCAGCGGCCUGCCCGAGACCGCCGUCGACUCAGAGGAGGACGACGACGAGGAGGACAUGGAGCGAGCGUCGGACCCCCUCAUGAGCCGCGACGUUGUGCGGGACUGCCUCGAGAAGGACCCCAUGGACCGCACCGAUGACGACAUAGAGCAAUUGCUGGAGUUCAUGCAUCAGCUGCCAGCGUUUGCCAACAUGACCAUGUCGGUGAGGAGGGAGCUGUGUGCCGUCAUGGUCUUUGCCGUGGUCGAGCGGGCCGGCACCAUCGUCCUCAACGACGGGGAAGAGCUGGACUCGUGGUCAGUGAUCCUGAAUGGCUCGGUGGAGGUGACGUACCCUGAGGGCAGGCCUGAGAUCCUGUGUAUGGGGAACAGCUUUGGGGUCUCCCCCACCAUGGAGAAGGAAUACAUGAAGGGAGUAAUGAAGACCAAGGUGGACGACUGUCAGUUUGUGUGCAUAGCGCAGCAGGACUACUGCUGCAUCCUCAACCAGGUGGAGAAGAACAUGCAGAAGGUGGAGGAGGAGGGCGAGAUCGUCAUGGUCAAGGAGCACCGUGAGCUGGACCGCACCGGCACCAGGAAGGGACACAUCGUCAUCAAGGGUACGACGGAGCGUCUGACCAUGCACUUGGUAGAGGAGCACUCAGUGGUGGACCCCACCUACAUCGAGGACUUCCUGCUGACCUACAGAACCUUCCUCUCCAGCCCCAUGGUCGUGGGCAAGAAGCUCCUCGAGUGGUUCCAUGACCCAAGCCUCAGGGACAAGGUUACACGGGUAGUCUUGCUAUGGGUGAACAAUCACUUCAAUGACUUUGAAGGCGACCCCGCAAUGACUCACUUUCUUGAAGAGUUCGAAAGCAAUCUGGAGAGAGAGGUCCGUGUCUCAAAAAUGUGCGGCCAUCUUAGACUGUUAAACAUUGCCUGUGCUGCUAAAGCCAAACUGCGUCUCGUGACACUGACCAAGCCGUCGAGGGAGGCCCCGCUAGCCUUCACCCUGUUGGGGGGCUCUGAGAAGGGCUUCCGCAUCUUCAUCGACAGCGUGGAGCCCGGGAGCAAGGCCUCAGAGGCCGGCCUCAAACGAGGAGACCAGAUUCUGGAGGUGAAUGGGCAGAACUUUGAAAAUGUCCAGCUCACCAAAGCCAAUGAGAUCCUGAGGAACAACACCCACUUGUCCAUUUCUGUGAAAACCAAUCUUUUAGUGUUCAAGGAGCUACUAGCCCGGCCGGAGCACGACCACGAGGCAGAGGGUGAGGAUCCGCCAGAGGUGGACCGCAAGAAUGGAGCCCCGGCACACCUACCCAAGAUUGGGGACAUCAAGAAGGGCUCGCGCUACUCCAUCCCUGACCUGGCGGUGGACGUUGAGCAGGUGAUGGGCCUGGAGAAGGCCAGUAAGAAGGCCAAAGCCAACACGGUGGGAGGAAGGAACAAGCUCAAGAAGAUCUUCGACAAGACGCUCACCAGCAUUCUGCCCCCAAAACCAUACAACGAUGUGGGCGUGGGCCAGUCGCAGGACGACAGCAUCGUGGGCCUGAAGCAGUCCAAGCAGAUUCCGGCCUCGCUGCCUGUCAGCAGCAACCUAUCGUCCAGCAACCCUGACCUGCUGCAGUCCCACCACCGCAUCCUGGACUUCAACAACCAACCGGACAUGUCCGACCAGGUGCUGCGAGUGUUCAAGGCAGACCAACAGAGUCGAUACAUCAUGAUUGGUAAGGACACCACGGCCAAGGAGGUGGUGGCCCAGGCCAUCCGGGAGUUCGCCCUGACCGCGGUGCCCGAAGCCUAUUCGCUGUGCGAGGUGUCCGUCACGCCGGAGGGUGUCAUCAAGCAACGACGGCUACCAGAGCAGCUGUCCAAGCUGGCUGAUAGGAUACAGCUCAGUGGCAGAUACUACCUGAAGAGCAACAUGGAGACAGAGACACUCUGUUCAGACGAGGAUGCCCAGGACCUUCUUCGUGAAGGCCAGAUCUCCCUCCUCCAGCUCUCCACUGUGGAAGUAGCCACGCAGCUCUCCAUGCGUGCCUUCGAACUCUUCUGCGCCAUCGAGCCCACCGAGUACAUCGAUGACCUGUUCAAGCUCAAGUCCAAGACGGGCUCGUUUUGCCUCAAGCGCUUCGAGGAGGUCAUCAACCAGGAGACAUUCUGGGUGGCGUCGGAGGUGAUCAGGGAGCCCAACCAGCUUAAGCGCAUGAAGAUUGUCAAGCACUUCAUCAAGAUUGCUCUCCAUUGUAGAGAGUGCAAGAACUUCAACUCCAUGUUCGCUAUCAUCAGUGGUCUGAACCUGGCCCCGGUAUCUAGACUCCGGGGCACGUGGGAAAAGCUCCCCAGUAAGUACGAGAAGCUGUUUGGGGACCUGCAGGAUCUGUUUGACCCGUCCAGAAACAUGGCCAAGUACCGCAACGUGCUCAACAACCAGAACCUCCAGCCACCCAUCAUCCCCCUGUUUCCCGUCAUCAAGAAGGACCUCACCUUCCUGCAUGAAGGGAACGACUCCAAAGUGGACGGCCUGGUGAACUUUGAGAAGCUGCGGAUGAUCGCCAAGGAGAUCCGCCACGUGGGUCGCAUGGCCUCCGUCAACAUGGACCCUGCGCUCAUGUUCAGAACCAGGAAGAAGAAAUGGAGGAGUUUAGGGUCUCUUAGCCAGGGCAGUGCCAACGCGGCGGUGCUAGACGUCACCCAGACGGGCGGGCACAAGAAGCGGGUGAGGCGCAGCUCCUUCCUGAAUGCCAAGAAGCUGUACGAGGAUGCCCAGAUGGCCCGCAAGGUCAAGCAGUACCUGUCCAACCUCAGCCUGGAGACCAACGAGGAGGCGCUGCAGACCCUCUCGCUGCAGUGUGAGCCCUCCAUCAACACACUGCCCAAGAACGCUGGUGGCGGUAAGAGGCCAGACACGUCUCCGGUGGUGUCCAGGGCUGCCAGCCAGCAGAGGGGCCAGCUGCAGAAGGGCAACCAGGCACUUCAGGUGCCCGCUGUGGCCCUCUACCCCUCCCGCAAGAAAGUGCCAGUCAAGGACCUGCCACCAUUCGGCACGAGUUCCCCUCAGUCGCUGAAGAAGAUCCUAUCGCUGUCGGAGGAGGCCAGCGAGCGUCACAAGCGUCAGACGGAGGACACGGUGUCUAAUGCCUCCUCGCAGCUCUCCUCCCCUCCCACCUCCCCCCAGAGCUCGCCCAGGAAGGGGCUCGGGACACUGAAGGGCCAAAGUGUCCGGAAGGUUACCUUUACCAGUAAACAGACAGGCUACCCAAGAACGGGAGACACCUACUCGGACUCGGGUCACAGCGAGAUUUCGUCGCGCUCCAGCCUGGUCAGCAACUCCUCCUUCGACAUGGCCCAGGAGGAGAGGAGGGGGCUCAGGCACUCAGGAGGGGUGGGAGACCCCCACGCUGGAGGGGUGCGUCUGGAGAGGAGGGCUACGACCGACCCUGAUCAGUACAGCCUCGGUUCCUACUCGUCCAUGCAGGACUGCCGGGGCCUGUAUGCCUGCGCCAUGGUGCUCUCCUCCCCCAGCUCAGAGGAGUUGACCCAGGACCAAGGGGACCGUGUCUCCCUGGACGCCGCCGAUAGCGGCCGCGGCUCCUGGACCUCUUGCUCCUCGGGCUCCCAUGACAACAUCCAGACCAUGCAGCAGGGACGUAGCUGGGAGACCCUGGCCUUUGGACCGGGGGGUGUCAUCGGCGGGAGCAUUGGUGUCCACCCACCCGGGGGGCCUGAAGCAUUACUAGGGGGCACCGCUGGACUGUGGGCGUCCCAGGCUAGAGGUAGCUGGGCAUCGGCCUCUUCAUCUUCCUCUGCGGCGUACUGGGGCGAGGACUCCGAGGGCGACACGGGCACGAUUAAACGGCGAGGCGGGAAGGACGUGAACACCGACCCGGAGACGAGUAGUAUCACAUCGAUGGGGUCCGACGAGGCCAAGCAGCACGGAAGGCCUUCGCCAUCACCCAUCACUGCCGGAAACAAGGGCCUUAUCACGCGAAAGGAGAGCCGGUACCGCGAGCCCCCUCCAACCCCGCCGGGCUACACUGCCCUGACAAUCUCUGACUUCAGCGAAGGGCAGACGCAGUCGCCGCCCACAGCCCCGGCCCACUCCGGCCGCCGCCCGCCCGAUUACACCACGGCCCUGCAGCGCUCGCGCAUGGUCACCCAGUCGCCUGACUCCCAUCACCACCACCAGGCCCAACAACAUGCCAAGCGCCAAGGGCUCCACCGCACCCGCUCGCCAGGCGAGGAGGAAGAGCCUGAGGAGGAAGAGGAGGGUGAGUCCUUGUCUCCCAAACUAGUCGCUCUGAGGAAGACAGUGGCACACACAACACCAGAGACAACCAGGCCAUGAGAUGAGUGUACGGGUUACAGGGCAGGUCCCCCUCAGGCUGAGAGGAUGAGCAGGUAUCAGCAGUCUGAGAACGGUCUUCUGCUGGAUGUCCUUUGCAGUGACUUGAAGUCCCUUCCAUGGGGGCGGAACAAGAGAGACUGACUUGAUUGAUUGAUGGACAGACCAAUCCAGUACGUACGUGCCUGCCUCCUCUUCCGGACUCUCCGUCAUUGGUGGACUCCUCUGCUCGUAUUUCCCCCCCCCCCUCGCCUUAAAGCAUCAUGGGGGGUUGAAUGACCCUGCAUGCAACAAAAAAAAUACUGUGAAGAAGAAGAUGGAGAGAUGGAAAAAGAAAGACACAAAAUGCCUGGCACUUUGGGGGAAUAAAGAACGGUUUUGCUGAAGAAAAAAAAACGGCUACGUGCGGCAACCACGUACACACACACACACACACACAGCUGUCAUGGAACAGCUUUCCAAGACUAACCCCCUAUCCCAACCCCACCUCGCUUUACACACACAGUAUCAUGACGUGUUGAGCUUUGUCUGCACUUUUUAAUUUUCUACUUUAUAAAACGAGAACAAAAUGGACAAUGACGAUGGAGGGAAAAAAAAAACAUUUGAUCAAUUUUUGAACUUUCUUCUAGGUUUUAGAGGUCUUCUUUCCAGAACUAUUGCACUCGGGGGGAGGGGGGCUAAAAGUGGCUAUACCCAAGUCUCAUAUCCCUGUGUGGACUCUGAAAAACAGAUCUGUCAAUCUUAAGAGUUUUAUUCCACAAUGACAGUAUUAUCUUGUCCAUUCACAUAUCCUAAUGGUGGCUCAACCCCCACUGCUAACUGGACAGUCACAGUGAGAGAAAUAAGUUGGGGUGACCAAUAUGUCAUUUGGGGGGACCCACAUGCACGUUCAUAAUCUAAUGUUCUGACACACACUGGGCAAGUCUGGCUUCAGCACUUCUCAGUACAACUUUAGGUUUUAGUGCAACCCUCCAUUCCUAACCCUGACCUGGAUAUCUUGUCUAUUUCCGAUAUGGCCAGCCACAUCUUCAGUUCUAGAUCAUAUACGAUAUGUGGCAGGUUGUGUGGAUCAUAGCAGUGACCCAACUAGGGAGUCAGUCUGGCUAUUUGAUAUCCAUGUUUUAACCUAGGUCAUCUGGUGACUUAUAUUAAUUCUGUAUUUAGACAACAUUUUAAAGGACAACUACAGGAGAUUUUUCUUGGCUUAGUCUUGUCCCUAAUGGGUGAUGUUGUGAUGUUAAAAGAUAAGCACAAAGGGUAUUUAUACCCGAUUGGCAAAUCAACCACCUCUGGGAACGUGUUUUUAGUUAUGCAUCCCAAAGGCAUGUCGAGGCUUAAAUACUAUACAGGUGAAUGGAGUCUCAUGCCUUUCAGCGGUGCUGCAUAACCAAACGCUUUCCCUGGGUUCUGUCAACCAUUUAAAGUAACUGUCCAGUGGAAAUCUAACUUUAAAUACUUCCUAUUCUGUUAACUCAUGCCCAAAUAAUGUUGACUCAUCCUAUCCUCGUAUUUGUCGCCAAACAUUAAUUGGAGAAACACUUUUUUUUGUUUUAAACAUAUCAAACAGACCAUUUAAAAAAAUGCUUGCUAUUUCAUCAUAGAGAAUGAUGUGCUGGCCAAUCAGCGGUCUACUUGCAUGAAUAUGUUUUAUGACAGGUAUACGCCCACACCAUUGGGGUACGCCCACACCAUUCCAACAACAACAAGCUGCUUUUCUUUUUUUGUUGUGGAAAGGAAAACGAUUUCACUCAGUGUAAUUAUUAUAGGUCAUAUUUCAUAGAAAUCUGGAAACGAAACACUGGACAGUUAAUUUUUUAGACGGAACUAGAAUACACCUCUCCUACCUUGCCAUCGGCAACAUCCUCCUCUUCAUCGAAAAGUCCUCCCCUGUUACAGGCAUCAAGAUCAAUGGAUUUGUAUAUUACCAGGCAAUGCUAAGCAUAGAGCAACCUGUUUUCCACCAUUUCUUAACACCAUCGCAAUUGACUGAAGAAAAUGAUUGAAUAUGUUUGUUUUGACUCCGGUGGGGAAGUUACCUAGAUGAAAGAAUUCACUUUGAAGGCUGCCAAUCAGAAUUAGUGUCACUUUUUUGUUUUUCUUUUCACUGAGUUGUGCUGAUCACAUUGAUCAGUAGUUAGAAACAAUAGACUGAGAAGGAGAAGGGAAAAAAAACAAGUGCUGUGUUUUUCACUGUGGGCUGUUACUACACUAUUUCUGUCCAUUUUUAAUAUUUUCAUGGCCGCCGAUAGAUUGUCAAUCAUGGGUUUUAAUACAGUGGUGACACGCAUCAUCAUUCACUCUUUCAGCUCUGAAGAUCAUGUGGAUAUUAGCAGGCCAAGGCCUAUUUGGAAAAACAAAGACGUUGCACAACAUUGUACAAGCAUAAAGAUAAUUGUAGUAGGUAGAACUGCUACUCCGUUUUGAUGUGUGAUGUCAAGUGAGAAGUGUACAUUUAGCUGGUGAUUUUUCUCAUACUUUCUUCUACUACUUUGACCUGUAUGUCUUUUAAAAAGACAAUCGGUGGAGUAUGUUUCGGUUGUUUUUUUUUUUUUUUGUAUUUUUAAUACAAUAAUUGUAAAUAUUGGUUAUAUUUUUGUUGAAAUGUACUAUGUUUAUGCCUCAACAUCCAGUUUGUAUGAAGCUGGGAAAUCAAUAAAUACUACAAAAGUUAUCAAA